AAGACAAAUAAGUCUCGUUGGUCAAGAACCCGUACUUUUUAAUACCACAAUAGCCGAAAAUGUGGCUCAUGGAUUAAUCGGUUCCGUUUAUGAACAUUUAUCUGAUGACAAAAAACGUGAGAUGAUUGAAAAUGCUUGUAAGAUGGCUAAUGCUCAUGAUUUUAUUAUGAACCUUCCUGAUAAAUAUGAAACUAUGGUUGGUGAACGUGGAUUUUUAUUAUCUGGUGGUCAAAAGCAACGUAUUGCAAUUGCCCGUGCUAUUGUUAAAGAUCCAAAAAUUUUAUUACUCGACGAAGCUACUAGUGCUCUUGAUACACAAAGUGAGGGUAUCGUCCAAGAUGCGUUAGACAAGGCUUCAAAAGGUCGUACAACUAUUGUUAUUGCUCAUCGUUUAUCUACUAUCCGUAAUGCGACAAAGAUUAUUGUGAUGCAUAAAGGUGAUAUUGUCGAAUCGGGUGCAUAUUCUAAACUUGUAGAAGCUCAACAGAUUCAUCAAGCUAUAAAUUCUGAAGAAAACCAAGAUUCAUCUGUAACCCCACCGGAAGAUAAUGAUAUAUCACUUAUUGCCAAGAAUGAUAUAAUACCUGAAGAAGAUAACCAAAUUACUCGCAUAAAAACCAACAAAUCUGUGUCAUCUGCCUUUUUGUCUAAGCAAAAAGCUGAUAUGGAAAUGGGAAUAAAACGCGAAGAAGAUUAUACUACUUGGGAAUUGAUGAAGAAGAUAGCAUACAUUAAUAAACCCGAGUUUAUUAUACUUGCUGUAGCUUUUUUAAUUUUAGGUUGCAUAUACCCAGUCUUUGCUGUUAUCUUUGCUAAUAUUCUUCAAGCAUUCUCUAAAACUAAUGAUGACUUACGAAAUAGUGCAACUUUUUGGGCUCUGAUGUUUCUCGUAAUUGCUGCAGCGGUCCUUGUUGCAAAUAUUGUCCAAGGUAUUGCUUUUGGAGUUUCGGGUGAAAAGCUUACUAAACGAAUUCGAUCCAUGUCUUUUGCUGCUAUUUUACGACAAGAUAUUUCUUUCUUUGAUGAAGAAGAACAUGGUGUAGGCACUUUGACCAGUCAAUUAUCAUUAGAUGCGACUCACGUUAAUGGUUUGGCCGGCUCUACACUUGGAGGUAUAUUACAAGUGGUGACUACGAUUGUUGCAUGUGUCAUAGUGGCACUUAUAGUUGGUUGGAAGCUUGCUUUGGUCUGCUUAUGUUGUUUACCUUUAUUAGUUGGUUCUGGUGCAUUACGUAUGCAAAUGGUUAAUGGUUUUCAACAAAAAACUAAGAAAGCCUAUGAACAUUCUGCGCAAAUCGCUUGCGAAGGUGCUGGUAAUAUUCGAACUGUCGCUGCUCUCACACGUGAAGAAGAUUUAUGGAAUAUGUAUCAUCAUUUACUAGACGAACCUAUGCGUCAAGGUUUUAAAAAUGCCUUCUUUGCCUCCACCACCUUUGCUUUCGCACAAUGUGUAAACUAUUUCACAAAUGCUUUAGCAUUUUGGUAUGGUAGUAAAUUGUUUAUGGAUAAUGAAUAUGAUCUUCAAAAAAUGUUUACGGUUUUUAUGGCCAUUAUGUUUGGAUCAAUGUCUGCCGGUCGUGUUUUUGCUUAUGUUCCUGAUAUGUCCAGAGCAAAAUCUGCAUCUGCAACCAUAAUUUCAUUGUUAGAACGUGUUCCCAUAAUUGAUACAUGGCGUCAAAGUGGUAAAAAGGUUGAAACUAUCGAAGGUCACCUUAAAUUCUCUGAUGUCCAUUUCCGUUAUCCAACUCGACCAAAAAUUCCUGUUCUUCGAGGUUUAAAUUUAGAAAUUAAACCUGGGCAAUAUGCAGCAUUAGUCGGUCCAUCAGGAUGUGGUAAAAGUACAACAAUAGGUCUUAGUGAAAGAUUUUAUCAAGUAACGGGUGGUAGUAUUACAAUUGACGGAACUAAUAUUGCUACAAUGAAUGUGAACAAUCUUCGGGAACAUAUUGCUCUCGUUA
Molecule: messenger RNA, 1958 nt
Organism: Racocetra fulgida
Lineage: Eukaryota; Fungi; Glomeromycota; Glomeromycetes; Diversisporales; Gigasporaceae
Source: the annotation of a GenBank genome assembly